AUGAGCCUGGCUGCAACGGCGAUCGGUACAUUCAAACCAGCGCCUACUACAACCAGUACAUUCUUAACCGGAGACGAGCAGGCUUCCCUGCAUCCUUGUUUCUAUCCGAUAUUUAGCAUCUCAAACGUCAUUUACGGCGGAAAGAUCAUCGUAGACGUGUACCCUUUUACGCUGUUUCUCGCUUGCUCUUUCUAUAAUCUUGAGCAUUUUGCUCUCAUUUUUGGAGCUCUCAGGAACGCUGUCGACAAGUUUCAUCAACGCCAUUGGACUCCCGGAACAGCUUCUUGUCAAAUUCGCCCGCCAUUAUGCAUAGCUCACAGGGAUUGUACAAGGUUAGGAAUUGCUCCCGAGCUUUAUGGCUUUGAGAAUCUUGUGGGCGGUUGGAAAGUAAUCGUGAUGGCCUACAAGGAUGACGGCUUUGCGACGCUAUUUGGACACACAUUGGAUGGGAAGAUCAAGGCAGUUCUCGACACCUCGACACCAGGAUGCAGUGGCCCAUCAGCCCAUCUGUAA
Molecule: messenger RNA, 513 nt
Organism: Paraglomus brasilianum
Lineage: Eukaryota; Fungi; Glomeromycota; Glomeromycetes; Paraglomerales; Paraglomeraceae
Source: the annotation of a GenBank genome assembly